UGUCAGAGGAGAUCAACGAGCACGAAGCGAAAAUAUGAACAGGUUUUUGGUUUUGACUGUGGCGUUGGUGUGCGUCAACGCACGUCCCGAUAUUGGGUUGAAACUCAGGGAGGCUGGUUCACCAACCGGUAGUUACUUACCGGGGGUUGGGGGUCAGCAGGAAAGUUACGGAUCUUCGCAGACCUUCCAGACCUCUCCGGGACAUCUUCCCACCUACAACACGUACAAUCCGGUCGUUUCCCAUAUUCUUGAGAACAAGAACUUCUUCUUCGAUGCUCCAGAGGAUCUGGGAGAGACCCAUGUGAGGGUUCACGUGCAACCGUCGGCCGCGGCUGGAGAAAAGUCCAUCUUCAUCAGGGCUCCAUCGUACAACUCGAAGAUCGUGCCGCACUUCAACAUCGCUCAACAGCAAGCCGCAGGAAAGACAAAGGUCUACGUUUUGGUGAAGAAACCUGAAGAACAGCAGGACAUCGUCGUUCCAGCUACCGUUCAAGCGACUGCUGCUCAACCGGAGGUCGUCUUCAUCAAGUACAAGACUCAGAAGGAAGCCGAAGAGAAGAUCAAGAACAUCCAGGAUGGAGCCACCGGUGGAACCAGCGCUAAAACAGUCUUCAACCAUCGCGAAUUAGUCAGUUCCAUCAAGGAUGAGCCAGCCCAUCAACAUCACCAACAAACCAUCAGCUACACUGGACCCAUCAUCGAACAAUCCGCCGGAGCUCCAGCUCUUGCAGGAAUCCAAUCAUUCGGUCCAUCCACAAUUGGCGGUCCAUCUGUAAUUGGAAGUUCUUCAGUAAUCGGAAGUCCAUCCGUAUCCAGCGGCCCAACCUUGAUUGGUGGAGGCUCCACUCACUCCAGCAUCGUCGGAGGGGGAGCACCAGGUGCCGGCAGGUUGAUCAUCGACACCAUCAUCGGUAGCCCGAACCCGCACUCCGUUGCCGGAGUCACCACGACCGUCACUCAAACAGGCAAAGGUGGAAUCAGCCGCACCCACGACAUCGUCGUUCCAGUCGCUCCACAAGGACCACCAGCAUCUCCGGAGGUCUUCUUCGUCAAGUACACCGAUCAGAAGGACGUCGCCGAUAAAAUCCACAGCAUCGAGAGCGGAAACACCGAGACACUGCUGAAGGGCAAUCCGUUGCCGCACCACGAGGACCUUGCCAACGCCAUCCCCGAGUCCAGCUCGGUGACCGCCGAAAGCACUAGCGUCGUCACCAAAGAGGAAUCCCACGAAUUCGGCCCAGCCGGAGAAAGUGGCCCGUACUAAUAUAACUUCACCAAUCUGA
Molecule: messenger RNA, 1283 nt
Organism: Nicrophorus vespilloides
Lineage: Eukaryota; Metazoa; Arthropoda; Insecta; Coleoptera; Silphidae
Exons: 2
Coding region: 35-1264 (409 amino acids)
Source: RefSeq, a predicted model, not a curated record